Messenger RNA from Bipolaris victoriae FI3, 462 nucleotides. RefSeq lists its product as hypothetical. The annotation marks the transcript as partial. The transcript has a single exon. NCBI's taxonomy places the organism in Eukaryota, Fungi, Ascomycota, Dothideomycetes, Pleosporales, Pleosporaceae. The record is from RefSeq and is a predicted model, not a curated record.
ACGCCUAGCAACGGAACGCGGCGGCCCUAUGAGACCUCUCCUCGCUCGCCCGCUCGCUAUGCCCAUCAAGGAUCUUUGCCGGGCUUCUUUACCAAACGAGAGGCGAGGGCUGCUGCUGCGCCUCGGUGGACAGCAGCACCUCGUCUGAUACGUACACAGACGAUCGAUUCAUGGCUGCUCCUGCUACUACGCACUACGUACACGUCCAGCACACUCGAGCGUCUCUCCAUGUCAGGUGCUUUUGAGCUACGUCGAAUUGUUGGGUUGCAUGACGACAACUGCGGCAAGUAUCGACAGCCCCAUGUCGCCACACAAAACCUCGACAAUGGAGCAAGCCGUUGUCGGCGUUAUCAACCCGUGUCUCUCCCAUUGUACGGACGCUGCCCAAGCAGCGUGUGUCGUCGGUUCAUCAGUCAGGGAGUGAGAUGGUCAAUUCUAACUUCAGCCUAUGUUUCUUGUUAG